This is a messenger RNA of Selaginella moellendorffii, 605 nucleotides long. RefSeq lists its product as uncharacterized. Lineage: Eukaryota; Viridiplantae; Streptophyta; Lycopodiopsida; Selaginellales; Selaginellaceae. The record is from RefSeq and is a predicted model, not a curated record. Bases 29 to 586 code for a protein of 185 amino acids. The transcript has 2 exons.
ACUAGCCCUAGUUUCCGUGAGAGAGGCAAUGUGGAACAGCGUGAUAUCGUCGCCGCGGCCAAUCCUCCACACGGAUGGAGCGCGGGAGCUGCGCAAGGUGCUAAUCUCCAGGAGAAAUUCCAGGUCUCGAUGCUGCUGCCGGGCGGGAUUGGGAGAUUUUCCUUCCGAUGGGGAUGCCUUCCAGGAUUUUAGGUUGUGGGCUGGGAAGAGCGGGCUUCCGGCCGCAGUGGAGGCGAUCUUGAUCGAAGAAGCGUUGGCUCCUGGCGAGGCAUUCGCGGCAGAGGAGGAUAAGCUCGGUGGGGCUGUUCUUCCUCCUCCUCCCCCUCCAGAGGCGACGCUCUCGGAUAAUAUUUUGACCGUUUUGUUUGGAGCUGCCGCGCUGGGUCUUGUUGUUGUCACGGUCGGGGUUCUCUACUUGGCUGUGACGGAUUUUCUAGAGAACAGGAAGAACGAAGAUCUGAGAAAACAAGCCGAGGAACGGGAGAAGAGAGAAUCAAAGUCGAGCAAGAAGAAAUCUGCCGAGCAGAUAAAUACUCGGGCUGGGUCCAAGGGAUUCGGUCAGUACGUACGUAAAGAAAGCGAUUAAAGCUCUCUUUUUUUUUUUU